Messenger RNA from Galeopterus variegatus (Sunda flying lemur), 1284 nucleotides. RefSeq names its product solute carrier family 12, member 8 (gene SLC12A8). Lineage: Eukaryota; Metazoa; Chordata; Mammalia; Dermoptera; Cynocephalidae. The transcript has 4 exons. The coding region runs from base 63 to 434 and encodes 123 amino acids. The record is from RefSeq and is a predicted model, not a curated record.
CCCUGAAGUCUAGGCUCCAAGAACAAGAUGUCCAGUGGAGACCAACUUCUUUCUCCACCCGCAUGUGCAACCCCUGGGUCUCCUUGUUGGGGGCUGUCGGGUCCCUUCUCAUCAUGCUUGUCAUCCAGUGGGUCUAUACUCUGGUUAACAUGGGGGUUGCUGCCAUUGUGUAUUUCUACAUUGGCCGGGCCAGUCCAGGGCUUUACCUUGGAUCAGCCUCCAACUUCAGCUUAUUCCAGUGGAUGAAGUCUCUUCUGAUCCCCUCCUGCAGGAGCAUGCGGUCCCACCGGGAGCAGAUCGUUCUGGCACCAUCCCUGGCUAGGGUUGACAUGGCGAUGACUCAGCUCACCCAGGAGAACACAGACUUUGCCACUCGGGAUCGCUACCACCACUCCUCCCGCGUGAGUCGGGAGCAGCUGAUGCCUCAGUACUAGAAGCAGCACGGGGUCCUCCUUUUUUGGAGCUGUCCUGUGCACAUUGGACCCAAAUCUGAAACCUUUGUGGAGCUGCUUCUCUUUAGUAAGAAACUCAGGCGCCCAUCCUUCCCUGCUGCUUUGGACAGUGGAAAUCUGCAUUCUGGUCUGGAAUACCGUGUCUGACCCAGGGUGACAUUAGGAAUGGCCUGGCCUCUGCAACACAGCAUCCUGUCUGAAGAGCUCCACAUGGGACACCAUCAAAUGUGGAGAACCAAAACCAGAUGACUUGUUCUGAGGGCCACAAUAAAUGCUUAUUUUAAUUUUAUCAUUAUUUAUAUUUUGAAUAAAUAAUACACUCAUAUGGUUCCAAGCCCCAAGGUAUAAUCAUAUAGAGUGAAAAUUCUCCCUCCCAUACUUUUUCUCCAUCUCUUCAGCUCCUGUCCCCCGGCCCAGAGGUAACCACUGUUCUCAUGCAUACUUUCAGCAGAAUGUGAGUUUUCAUCACGUUCUUUUUAUACACAAAAGGUAACGUAUUAUACACAUUUUCUGCACUUUGUUUUUUUCCUUAACAAUCUAUUUUGGAAACAUUUCCAUAUCAGUCCAUAUAGAGUUUCCUCAUUAUGUUUCAUUGUUUGAAUGUGCUGUAAUUUAUUUCACCAGUUGAAUAAUAAUGGACAUUUGGAUUCUUUCCAAUCUUUUGCUAUUACAAUCAGUUCUGCAGUGAAUAAUCUUGUGCACAUGUACAAGUGUAAAGUAUAUCUGUAGGAUAAAUUCCCAAAAGUGGAAUUGCAGAAUCAAAGGGUACAAGCAUUUGUAAGCUAUUAUUGUUUAGUGAAGAUCUUUUUAAUUAAAAAGUUAACAUCAUGAA